AUGCGCCACGACAGCACCAUAUUGAUAUAUAUAUUGCUAUUGAACGAUGGAAGCAGGAUUGAGCAUGUUGACAAAUACCCUAUUUGGGCGGUCCGAUCGAAGCGCAAGUUCGACAUCGACCCCAACGCAUCCGAUCCCGACGACUUUGAUUACGACGAUUCGGAAAGACGCGCAGCACCUCAGCGCCGUCGCAACCGAGGCACGCCGGGGGCCAAAAAGAAGCCCUCGAAGCGCCAGCGGCGCGUGUACAGCGGCUCUGACAUCGACGACGACGACGAAAUCGAGUCGGACGACUCCUUUACCGAGCGCUCCGAGUCAGAGGAGCCAGAAAUCAAUCCUGCGACAGGCAGAAGUGUGCGUCGCGCCACCAAGAAGCAGAUCAAAUACGAAGAGAGCGAAGACGAAAUCGAAGACACGCCAUCGGAAGACGAUUCGCCUAAGCCUGCCUCGCGACGCCGUGCACAGCCGUCCAUCGAAAAGGUCGACAAGCCAUCGCUUAUUGUAAAGCUGAAGAUGCCCGACAAUAGCUCUAGUCGCAACCUGCGCACUCGCACUGGCAGCAAAUCACUUGCGCGCGGAAGAACACCAGAGGUUCAUGGAACUCGACGUAGUACUCGUCUUUCGCAUGAUAUUGAAGAACCUAUCGUCGCACUCUCUGACUCUGGCAAGCAUGUCACCGUCAUCCGUGAAGGAACUCGCAGUCCUGAGCCCAUUGCGCGCCCAACAAGAGGAGGCAAGGGUCCCAAGAUCGAGCAUCCUAGCGCCAUUAUGGAAGCUUCGCAGGAGACAUCAAUGAUCCACGAUGACACUCCUGGUCCCCUCGACGCCAUCGUUGCUGGCACCCAGACCCAAGUGGAGGCAAGCAAGGACAGCUCACCUGCCCAAGAUGCGCAAGAGGAAGAUGCCGAGGGCGAGGAAGACAUGGAAGGUGUAAUUCAAGAAUCUCAGCAUGACGAAGGUGCUGCUGAGGAUUCUGACGAGGAGGGCCCAGUGGCCCGCAAUGGCCGUAAUUUGAGGAAUCGUGCCGCAUCAUCCAAGCGCAAGCGUGCCGCCGACGAGAGCAGUGACUUUGAACCCCCAGCCGAGGACGAAAAAGAGGAAGAACUAUCCGAGUCUGACAACGACAAGGGCAAGGCAUCUGCAUCAGAAAGCGCUUCAGGCUCAGGAAGGCGGUCGAACCGCCUGCGAGGGAAGACUCGUCAGUCCCAACGCAGUAGGCGCAACUCAUCGUCUGAGGAAUCGGGAUUGGAUCAAGAUGAAUUGCAGGAUGAGCUUCAGGACCUGGAAUAUAACAAAAGACGGCGACUGAGCCGCCGAAAGCCGGACGAGGACCUGUCUUAUGACACGGUGCCCAAACGUCGAGCCCGCAACACCGGAGUAGACUACCGUGUCGUCCGACCAGAGAUGAACACUAUGUUCGACAAUGACGACGAUCCUCCCGUUGCUGACAAACCACGGGCAAGAGGUGGCAGAUCUACAUACAGGAGCCUCUGGCGCAGCCAAGGUCCCUUUGGUGGCGGUGUCGAAGCUGGCAUAGGCGCGGCAGGCGGUGACUCUGACAGCAGCGAGGAUGAGAACCAGAAGAUGCCUAAACCAGCUGGUGGAAUGAUUGGCAUGACCCCAACCACAGCGACAGCCCCUGGGUUUGGGUUUCCCCAAACUCACAAUGCUGACCCACAACAAGCCUCUGGUGGUGGCCCAGCAAAUCUUGGCAAGGUCAAGGACAAGAAGGCUCUUGCGGACGCCGAUCCUCUGGGCGUCGAUCCAAACGUCAAUUUCGACGGAGUAGGCGGUUUGGAUGAUCACAUUAACAAACUGAAGGAAAUGGUCAUGCUUCCACUGCUAUACCCUGAAGUUUUCCAACGCUUCAAGAUCACACCUCCACGAGGUGUUUUGUUCCAUGGACCACCUGGUACCGGUAAAACACUUCUUGCCCGUGCUCUCGCUUCCAGUGUCAGCACGCAUGGGCAGAAAGUCACCUUCUACAUGCGCAAAGGUGCUGAUGCCUUGAGCAAGUGGGUCGGAGAAGCUGAGCGGCAGCUUCGUCUUUUGUUCGAAGAAGCGCGGAAAACCCAACCCAGUAUCAUCUUCUUUGAUGAAAUCGAUGGUUUGGCACCCGUUCGAUCGAGUAAACAAGAGCAAAUCCAUGCUUCAAUUGUCGCAACCCUUCUUGCCCUAAUGGACGGUAUGGAUGGUCGUGGGCAGGUCAUCGUCAUAGGUGCUACCAAUCGACCUGAUUCGGUAGACCCUGCACUUCGACGUCCAGGACGAUUCGAUCGAGAGUUCUAUUUCCCACUACCAAAUGUUGCAGGUCGACGAGCCAUCAUCGACAUUCAUACCAAAAACUGGGACCCACCUCUAAAGCCGGAUAUGAAGGAUCAACUUGCAGAGCUGACCAAGGGCUACGGUGGUGCCGAUAUUCGGGCCUUGUGCACAGAGGCAGCCUUGAACGCUGUGCAAGGAACAUAUCCUCAAAUCUACACAUCUGAAAAGAAAUUGUUGAUUGAUCCGAGCAACAUCAAGAUCCUAGCAAAGGAUUUCAUGAUCUCAGUCAACAAGAUGGUUCCUUCCUCUCAGCGAACCGUCACAGCAAGCGCAGCGCCAUUGGGCAAGAACAUCGAGCCACUGCUGCGGAAACCCCUUGAGGCAAUCAUCAAGCGUAUUGACGAACUUAUUCCUCGGAGAAAGAAACUCACGGCACUCGAAGAAGCUGAAUUUGACGAUCGAGACGACGAGAAAGGUUUCGAGCGUGAGGCCACUAUGCGAAAUUUCGAAAGCAGCAGGAUCUUCAGGCCUCGUCUACUCAUCAGUGGUCUCCAAGGCAUGGGUCAGCAAUAUCUUGGUGCUGCGUUGUUGAACAGAAUAGAGGGAUUGCAUGUUCAAUCCUUUGACCUUCCAACCAUCUUGGAAGACUCAACCCGAACACCCGAGGCAGCCAUCACGCAACUGUUCACGGAAGUGAGGCGACACAAGCCCAGUGUCAUCUACAUCCCUGCAGUCGACGUUUGGUACCAAACACUACCCGCACAAGCGAUCAAAACGUUCAAGCUUCUUUUGCGAAGUAUUGGUGCCAAUGAGCCAAUCAUGGUUCUGGGUAUCAUGGAACUAUCAAGUGAAAAUGAGAAGCCUGACCGACAGAUGAUGAUGGAUCUCUUCUCCUUCUCACAGACGAACCAGUUUCAGCUCAAGCGACCGGACCAAGAAGGCCGCUCGGAAUUCUUUAACAACAUCAGCCACUACAUCCGCAUGUCUCCUGCAGAUUUCCCCGAUCCUGAUAAUAGGAAGAAGCGCGUACUGCCUGAACUGGAGGCCGCUCCCAUCGUUGAGCCGGUUAUUGAUCCUAAAGAACUUGCAGCUCGCGAAAAGUGGCAGAAGAAACAAGACAGACUCACGCUCAACAAGAUGAAGAUAGUCAUCCAGCCCAUCAUGGAUCAGCUGAAGAGGAGCCACAGGAAGUUCUUCAAGCCAAUCCUGGAAGAAAGCUGGUACUCUUAUUUGCUUGAGGAACAGGACCCUGACUUUGUCCGGUCAGACUUGCCACACGACGAGCAAGAAGAGCAGGGUGCCAUACGACCAUGGGAGUUCUCUAAAGAUUCCAAGGGUGUCGACGUCCUUUUGCACGUGGAGAGUGGCAACAAGUAUUACAACUUGGACCUCAGUACAAUUGAGAAACGCCUUUCGAACGGUUACUACAAGCGCCCAGCAGAUUACCUCUUUGAUAUCAAGACUCUUGUCAAAGAUGCUAAGACUUUUGGAGAUGCCGAACGAACCUUGAAGGGUAAUGAGAUGAUUACAAACGUCGAGGUCGAUCUCGAUAACUUCUUCAUGCAGCAAAAUCCCGGCCUGCUCGCAGAAUGUGAGGCAGUAUAUCAGCGCGAACUCGAGAGGGAGCGCAAGGCGCAAGAGAAGCGGGAGAAGGCCAUGGCGGCGAACAAAGAGUUUGCUGAUAUCGCCCGGGUGCCUCCUGAGCAGUCAAUCGGUACAACGGAGACCUCGGGGCCUAUUGUCUUGGGCGAACCCAUUCCUGGGCACUUGGCUAUGCCACCUGUAACUCCGUUGCGGCCUGUUCAUGCUGCGGAGUUAUCUAAUGGCACACAGCACGCAACCAACGGCUCUACCGCGCCUUCCAACGAUGACACACACAUGACUGACAGCCAAGAUUUGAAUACCAAUACGCAACAUGAUUUCCACUUCCAGACUCCAAGUAGGAUUGACACUCAGGGAACUCAGACGCAGAAGUCGCAGAUUGCGGGUCGCACAUUCAUGGCGCCGAACUCGCAUCCCAAUGACUACCACAACAGCGCUUCCACGACAACUUCUGGUCAAAAGACUUCGCACAGGUCUUCAGACAACAAGUUCAGUACUCAGAGUAGCAAUGGUGUUGCCCCCACUGGCAUCCCCAACUUUUCGGAGAUGCUGCCAGAACAGAGCGGCUCACAGCUUCCUGACACACAAGGUUCGCCAAAUUUCUUUGCUCGACGCUUCCAACUCUCGCCCCGUAUCUCCCCAGCACCAACAACUGACCACGUCCCCAAAACAGAAGUCCACUACGUCAGCAGUCAACCGUCAAACUCUCAACCCUCGCAAUCACCGCAAUAUGUUACUUCCAUGCCAGCGCCUGCACCUCCACAUCACUCGAAUCUCAACCAGAUUUUGAAUGACGAGGAGCCGAAGCCUCAGCUCAUUAUCGACGAUGCACUUGUUACGGCCUUGCACGAUAAGCUUGUGCAGUCUACAUCCGGUUGUUCACUCGAACAACUAGAGCAAAUCAAUGCCGCGCUCAUGGAUGCCAUCUGGAAGCACCGAUCCGACUACAACCGCAACGUUGUCCUUAAGGAGGUCACCGAAGCGUUCAACGUCAUCAUCAACGAUAUCCAGGCCAUGCAAGAGAUCCUUCGAUCAAGCCAAGAAGAAGAGGAGGCGGAAAUGCGGAGACAAUACCACUCUACGCAAGAUGACUGGUUCUCUCAGACACAAGCACGUCGCUAG
Bipolaris maydis ATCC 48331 is the source of this 4989-nucleotide messenger RNA. RefSeq lists its product as uncharacterized. Gene Ontology annotation, cellular component: nucleus. Gene Ontology annotation, molecular function: chromatin binding; histone binding; ATP binding. Gene Ontology annotation, biological process: positive regulation of transcription by RNA polymerase II. The record is from RefSeq and is a predicted model, not a curated record. Lineage: Eukaryota; Fungi; Ascomycota; Dothideomycetes; Pleosporales; Pleosporaceae.